This is a messenger RNA of Cebus imitator (Panamanian white-faced capuchin), 814 nucleotides long. RefSeq names its product U11/U12 small nuclear ribonucleoprotein 25 kDa protein. Gene Ontology annotation, cellular component: U12-type spliceosomal complex. Gene Ontology annotation, molecular function: protein binding. The record is from RefSeq and is a predicted model, not a curated record. The coding region runs from base 155 to 526 and encodes 123 amino acids. Gene Ontology annotation, biological process: mRNA splicing, via spliceosome. The transcript has a single exon. NCBI's taxonomy places the organism in Eukaryota, Metazoa, Chordata, Mammalia, Primates, Cebidae.
GCGGCCGGGCAGCGCGGGCGGAUCCCUGCUGAGACGCGCCGUCCUGGAGCAGCCGGAGGCCGCGAGUCGGCCCGAGGCGCCGGAGGACGAUGAGGACGAGGAGGAGGCGCUGCCGCACUCCGAGGCCGUGGACGUGUUCCAGGAGGGUCUGGCCAUGGUGGUGCAGGACCCGCUGCUCUGCGAUCUGCCGAUCCAGGUUACUUUGGAAGAAGUCAACUCCCAAAUAGCCCUAGAAUACGGCCAGGCAAUGACGGUCCGAGUGUGCAAGAUGGAUGGAGAAGUGAUGCCUGUGGUUGUAGUGCAGAGUGCCACGGUCCUGGACCUGAAGAAGGCCAUCCAGAGAUACAUGCAGCUCAAGCAGGAGCGUGAAGGGGGCAUUCAGCACAUCAGCUGGUCCUAUGUGUGGAGGACGUACCAUCUGACCUCUGCAGGAGAGAAGCUCACAGAAGAUAGGAAGAAGCUCCGAGACUACGGCAUCCGGAAUCGAGACGAGGUUUCCUUCAUCAAAAAGCUGAGGCAAAAAUGAGCCUCCAAACAAGGACAGCUCUCUUCACUGGUGGCUGAGUUUUUUCCCAGCAGCAUCGGGUCCUCAAGAAAGGACAUGGUGGUGGCCUCACCCCAGGCAUGCCCAAUAGGAACUCUCAGCACGAACCUGGGAGCCCCCGGGACUAGGACGGGGUGAGCCAGCGCUCCCUUCUUCCAUGUGCUUGUCCUGAGACUGACCUCUCCCUAGGUCCAAAUACCCUAGUCACAUGCCAGAUCCACAGCCUGACCCUGUGUAUAAAAUAAAACUAUUUGCUUCAUAGUUUGAAAA